UGACUGUCCCGUGAAACCUCCGUGUGGCUCUCCAUCAGGACUCAGCCCUGCUGCAAGCCGGCACCUCUCCUCCGUUCCCAUGGGGACCACUGAAGCCACACUCCGGAUGGAGAACGUGGACGUGAAGGAGGAAUGGCAGGACGAAGGUCUUCCCAGGCCACUCCCGGAAGAGACGGGGAUGGACCCGCUUGGCAGCCCCACAGAAGACACAUCCUCCCCUCCCAACACCCUGAACUUCGGCGGAGCUCACCGUAAGCGGAAGACGCUGGUCGCCCCCGAGAUCAACAUUUCGCUGGAUCAGAGCGAGGGCUCCCUGCUCUCCGACGACUUCCUGGACACGCCCGACGACCUGGACAUCAACGUGGACGACAUCGAGACCCCGGACGAGACCGACUCGCUGGAGUUCCUGGGGAACGGCAACGAGCUGGAGUGGGAGGACGACACGCCCGUGGCCGCCGCCAAGAACAUGCCCGGAGACAGCGCGGAUCUGUUUGGGGACGGCGCGGCCGAGGACGGCGGGGCCACCAACGGGCGGCUGUGGCGGACGGUGAUCAUCGGAGAGCAAGAGCACCGGAUCGACCUGCACAUGAUCCGACCGUACAUGAGGGUGGUGACCCACGGAGGGUACUAUGGCGAGGGCCUCAACGCCAUCAUCGUGUUUGCUGCCUGCUUCCUCCCGGACAGCAGCUCCCCCGACUACCACUACGUCAUGGAGAACCUCUUCCUGUACGUCAUCAGCAGCCUGGAACUGCUGGUGGCCGAGGAUUACAUGAUCGUCUACCUGAACGGAGCCACCCCGCGGCGGAGGAUGCCUGGCAUCGGCUGGCUGAAGAAAUGCUACCAGAUGAUCGACAGGAGGUUGCGGAAAAACCUCAAGUCCCUCAUCAUCGUGCACCCGUCCUGGUUCAUCCGCACCGUGCUCGCCAUCUCCCGGCCCUUCAUCAGCGUCAAGUUCAUCAACAAGAUCCAGUACGUGCACAGCCUGGAGGACCUGGAGCAGCUCAUCCCCAUGGAGCAUGUGCAGAUCCCCGAGUGCGUGCGGCAGUACGAAGAGGAGAGGCUCAAGGCCAGGAGGGAGAGUGCCAGGCUGCAGCCCGAGUUCGUCCUGCCCAGGUCUGAGGAGAAGCCGGAGGCGGCGCCGCCAGAGGACAGGCCUGUUCCAGCCACGGAAGAUCAGGAGACAAGCAUGUCCUGAGCUGACAAGACUACAAGGAAAGGCAAGACAGAAGAUUCCAGAUGCCCAGAAACCUCUGUCAGACGCCCUCCAGCCCUCGACCGCAACCCCCUUGUCCUGACGCCCCUGUGUCUGGAG
Suricata suricatta (meerkat) is the source of this 1312-nucleotide messenger RNA. It is a transcript of the gene ATCAY, whose product is annotated as ATCAY kinesin light chain interacting caytaxin. The record is from RefSeq and is a predicted model, not a curated record. Gene Ontology annotation, biological process: apoptotic process. The transcript is spliced from 12 exons. The coding region runs from base 80 to 1195 and encodes 371 amino acids. Gene Ontology annotation, cellular component: cytoplasm. Lineage: Eukaryota; Metazoa; Chordata; Mammalia; Carnivora; Herpestidae.